GAGACGCGGUCGUCAGCGCCGAUGGCUGCGUACGAACCUGUCCCGACCGACGAGCAACAAGUGAGCCCCGACGGCUCACCGACACCCACAAAGCCUGCACGCAGUAGACUCCUGAAGCUCUCGAAGCCGCUCCUCGUCCUCGCUGCCCUCUGCCUGACCGCGCUCGUGUCCUACAAGGCCGGCCAGUGGUCUGUGGAGCGCAGACCUCCGUUCGAAGACGAGAGACCAGCGGUCGCAGAGACCCAUCCUACGGCAGCGCAAGACACGGAGAAGGCCGUUGCGAGUUCUAUUGUGAACGACACCGCGGAGAUGCCUGGAAACGGAAAGUACAGUGUCGGCUACUUUGUCAACUGGGGCAUCUACGGCCGCAAAUUCCCACCGCACAAGAUCCCCGUGCAAGAUUUGACGCACAUCCUCUACGCAUUUGCAAACGUGCGGCCCGACAGCGGCGAGGUCUUCCUCUCGGACACCUGGGCGGACCAGGAGAUCCACUACGCCGGGGACUCGUGGGGCGACACGGGCAAGAACCUGUACGGCAACUUCAAGGCCAUCUACAAGCUCAAGAAGGAGCACCGCCACCUCAAGGUCCUCCUGUCCAUCGGCGGCUGGACGUACUCGCCGUCCUUCCAUCCCGUCGUCGUCAACCCCGCGCUGCGGUCCAAGUUUGUCGCGUCUGCGGUGAGGCUGCUGGAGGACAACGGACUGGACGGCCUGGACGUGGACUAUGAAUACCCGUCAGACGAGGCGCAGGCCCGGGGGUAUGUCGAGCUGCUACGGGAGAUGCGGCACGCUUUGGAUCGGCACGCGGCCAAGAAGGGAGCGAACUAUCGAUUCCUUCUAACGAUUGCUGCGCCUUGCGGCCCUGACAAGUAUAGGAAGCUGUUUGUCCGAGAGAUGGACGCGGUCUUGGACUUCUGGAACCUGAUGGCAUACGAUUUUUCUGGAUCCUGGGACAGCAUUGCGAAUCAUCAGGCAAACCUUUUUGGAGGCCCGCUCAGCGCAUCAGAAGCAAUAGGCUGGUACAUUGCCCAAGGCGUGGCGCGCGACAAGCUUGUCAUGGGCAUACCCGUCUACGGCCGCUCCUUUGCGAACACCGACGGGCCAGGGGCACCCUUCCAGGGCAUCGGACAGGGCAGCUGGGAGGCGGGCGUGUACGACUACCGCGCGCUGCCGCUGCCGGGCUCGUACGUGCUGCAGGACGACCAGGCGGUCGCGAGCUGGGCGUACCACUACCAGACGCGGGAGAUGGUGAGCUUCGACAGCGAGGCGGUGGGCGCGGCCAAGGGCGCGUGGAUCGGGCGCGAGGGCCUCGGCGGGAGCAUGUUCUGGGAGCUCUCUGGCGACAAGAACGGCGAGCGCGAGGACAUGGAGCGCGGGCCUGGCAAGGAGCCGCAGCCUGGCCGGAGCCUCGUGGCGACCGUGAAGGAGGCCAUGGGCGGGCUGGACAAGAGCCCGAACUGGCUGGAGUACGGGGGAAGCCAGUUUGACAACAUGCGGAACGGGAUGGAAUAAAGGGCGAUAUUGAUGAGACACUUUGUACUUGUACAUGUUCUUCGAAUGAUGGUCGUUAGCAGGUCCGCGUCCGGACGCUUCAACAAGAACAAAACUCCGCGACAUGGGGGCGAACGACGACACCUUCCGGAUCGGGCGACGGGAACAGCGGCUUCCUGCCGCAUAUGGCAGGUCUGUAUGUUUGCCUCCCACGCCUUGUUCGAGUUCUGCUCGAGUCCCAGCUCGUCGCGUCGGCGACGACCUCGAGUCCCUGCUCGCGUCGGCGACGACCUCGAGUCCCUGCUCGCGUCGGCGACGACCUCGAGUCCCUGCUCGCGUCGGCGGCGACCUCGAGUCCAAGACCCAGUCCCGCUGCCUCUCUGCCAUUAUGUACAAACGAGUGUUGUGCACCGCGCUGUGAGAGCACUAGGACACAUGCGCUGUGCCAGCGCGCACUUCCAACUCAAACAACGAUACAUGCGCUAAACACGCGCUGCGCAGAACCCCUCUGUCAGCCUGCAAGUGCCUCCUGGCUGCACCGGACGACGGCGCCAGCGAGGGCCCACCCAGUUCGCCGCACCACGCGGCAGCCUCGCGGACGCGCGCAAACUUACGCUGUCGCAGCGUCGCCUCGUGGCCGCCGUGGACGGCGGAGAGGCCACAGCAACCAGCGAGGCAAUUGCUGUCCAUGGGCGAUGCGUGCCACCGACGACCACGAGGCGCUGUACGUCGAGAGGAACAUCUGCCACGCGCGUCCGGUCAGGCAAGCGGCGCCUGCGAUGACGAC
Phanerochaete carnosa HHB-10118-sp is the source of this 2278-nucleotide messenger RNA. RefSeq names its product glycoside hydrolase family 18 protein. The transcript has 6 exons. NCBI's taxonomy places the organism in Eukaryota, Fungi, Basidiomycota, Agaricomycetes, Polyporales, Phanerochaetaceae. The record is from RefSeq and is a predicted model, not a curated record. Gene Ontology annotation, cellular component: extracellular region. Gene Ontology annotation, molecular function: chitin binding; chitinase activity. Bases 22 to 1512 code for a protein of 496 amino acids. Gene Ontology annotation, biological process: carbohydrate metabolic process; chitin catabolic process.